AUAAAGAAAAAUAAUAAACAACGUUUUCUUUGAGCUCAUAACCCAGAUUCCCCUUUGGAUUCUUUGUUUAUGAUCUCAAAAACAGUUUUAGGAUCUCAAAAACAUUGUCGCCAUGGCAGCAGAAAUGCGAUUGUCGUUGUUGAUUGUGUUGGUUGUGUUUCCCUGCGUAGUAUUCGCCCAUUCGUGGAAUGAGGCCCACGCCACCUAUUACGGUGCCCCUGAGGGCACCAUAGGCGGCGCGUGUGGGUUCGAAGAAUACAAACAAAUCUAUUCCCCAUACACCGCAGCUCUGAGCCCAACACUGUACAACGAGGCCGAAAGCUGCGGCGCCUGCUUCGAAAUAGUAUGCGUAAACACCACCGGGUUUUGCAAGAAAGACGGCGAGAAAUCCGUGGUGGUUACCGCCACGGAUUUGUGCCCCGCGAGUGACGCGCGGUGCAGCCCACCGCACGUUCAUUUCGAUCUCUCUCAGCCCGCGUUUCACCUAAUCGCGGAGCACUUGGGUGGGGAUGUUCCGGUGAAGUACCGCAAGGUUUCGUGCAAGAGAAAGGGGGGCGCGAAGUUUACGAUUACGGGGAACCCUAAUUUUAACUUGGUGACGGUUACGAAUGUUGCGGGGGGCGGGGAUGUUGAGACGGUGGAGGUGAAAGCUGAAGGGGAUAAAGAAUGGAAAAAUAUGAAACGUAAUUGGGGUGAGAAAUGGGAGACCAGUGAAGUGUUGUCUGGGAAAUCUCUGAAUUUUAGGGUCACCACCACCGAAGGGGAAGUGGUGACUUCCAAGCAUGUUGCCCCCGAGUCGUGGCAGUUCGGACAGACAUUCGAAGGCAAAAACGUUUGAUUCAACUUAACACUAAGAUGUCACAAUCCUUUUUUGCGCUACCUUUUCUUCUGUUGUAAAUUGUUAGAUGCCGCCGGGCAGUUUUGAAGUAAUGAUGUCUCGUAAUACGUACACUAUUGUGUUCCAAUGAAUUUGAGUAAACAAAAAUAAAAUGUUCAGUUCAAGAAA
Messenger RNA from Ipomoea triloba (trilobed morning glory), 1006 nucleotides. RefSeq names its product expansin-A16-like. Gene Ontology annotation, cellular component: extracellular region. Gene Ontology annotation, biological process: plant-type cell wall organization. The record is from RefSeq and is a predicted model, not a curated record. Bases 113 to 838 code for a protein of 241 amino acids. The transcript has a single exon. Lineage: Eukaryota; Viridiplantae; Streptophyta; Magnoliopsida; Solanales; Convolvulaceae.